GGGAGAGUCUGCAAGCAGCAGCAGCAACAGCAACACACACAAUCACACUGGAAUUACACUACUCUGCAAAAAGGGAUUAUUCACCAGGAAAAUGUAAAGGAAAAGCAGCAACAUUUCACUAGGGCUUUUGUUGAUAUAGCUACUUACUCCGAUCAGUAACAGUCCAGAAUACUUGACUAAACCAAUCUGCACACAGAAAGUACUACAAGCAGCAUUUGGAAUGAAUGAUCGUUUGGACUUGAAGUGAAUCCUAACUGAAGACGACUGUUACGCUGGUACAGGCCUCGGCUUCCAGGCCAGUGUUAAAGGUCAUUGCCAAGGAUGCUGUUACCAAGUUACUUGAUGAUGCCUCCGGUUGUCUUUGCAAUGGCCUUGUCCUUGGUGCUGGCUGACUCCACUAUUCAAGCUCCUCCAAGGUUCAUGAAAGUUCCCAGUGACCAGAUUGGUGUUUCAGGUGGAGUGGCAUCAUUUGUCUGUCAGGCUACAGGAUCCCCCAAACCUCGAGUUACAUGGAACAAAAAAGGAAAGCGAGUGAGCUCCCAGCGUUUUGAGGUGAUUGAGUUUGACGAUGGUGCUGGAGCAGUCUUAAGGAUACAGCCCUUGCGGACACCCCGGGAUGAGGCAAUUUAUGAGUGCCAAGCAACCAAUACACUUGAUGAUGUAACCGCGACGGCUAAGCUCACCGUACUAAGAGAGGACCAGCUGCCUUCUGGUUUUCCCAACAUCGACAUGGGCCCCCAGCUGAAAGUGGUGGAACGCACCCGCACGGCCACCAUGCUGUGCGCAGCCAGUGGAAACCCAGACCCGGAAAUCACCUGGUUCAAAGACUUCCUGCCUGUUGACCCAAGCUCCAGUACACGCAUCAAACAGUUGCGGUCAGAAUCCUUUGGUGGUACUCCAAUACGAGGUGCUCUGCAGAUUGAGAACAGCGAAGAAACCGACCAGGGGAAAUACGAGUGCGUGGCAUCGAACAACGCCGGGGUGCGGUAUUCUCCUCCUGCUAAUCUUUACGUGAGAGUUCGGCGUGUUCCACCUAGGUUCUCCAUCAGCCCUCCACUCAGCCAAGAGAUUGUGCCCGGCGGGAGUGUGAACAUUACCUGCGUUGCCGUGGGCUCCCCCAUGCCCUACGUGAAAUGGAUGCUGGGAACUGAAGAUUUGACGCCAGAAGAUGACAUGCCUGUAGGCCGGAAUGUUCUGGAGCUUAACAGUGUCCGGGAGUCUGCUAAUUACACAUGCAUGGCGAUGUCCAGCCUUGGGGUGAUCGAAACUGUGUCGCAGAUUAUUGUUAAAGCACUCCCAAAGCCCCCCGGGACUCCGAUAGUUGUGGAGACAACUGCCACCAGUGUGACUUUAACAUGGGAUUCCGGCAAUCCUGAUCACAUCAACUACUACAUCAUUGAGUACAGGCCCAAGAACACGGACGUUCUCUACCAGACCAUAGACGGUAUCCAAACCCUACGUUAUAGUAUUGGCGGGUUGAGCCCCUACUCUGAUUAUGAGUUCAGAAUCUCUGCUGUCAACUCCAUUGGUCAGGGUCCGCCCAGUGAGACAGUGGAGACAAGGACUGGUGAGCAAGUGCCCUCGAGCUCUCCAAGGAACGUCCAGGCACGGAUGUUGAGUGCAACCACCAUGCUGAUUCAAUGGGAGGAGCCUGAAGAGCCAAAUGGCCAAAUCCGUGGUUACCGGGUCUACUAUACAAUGGAGCCACAGCAGCCUGUAAGCAACUGGCAGAAGCACAAUCUGGAUGACAGCCUCUUAACAACUGUUGCCAACUUAAUACCACAGACAACAUACAGUGUCAAGGUUUUGGCUUUCACUUCUGUUGGAGAUGGGCCACUGUCAUCUGAAAUUCAGGUCAAAACCCAGCAGGGAGUUCCUGGACAACCACUUAACUUCAAAGCCACCCCUAAAUCUGAGACUAGUAUUGAGUUGUUGUGGACUGCACCCAGGGAGGACAAGGUCAUCAGCUAUGAGCUGUACUAUCGUGAUGAAGAGCUGGGAAAAGAGGAAGUGAUAACCUUUCAGCCUAGCAUGUCAUACAGUGUGACCGGGCUACGUCCGAACACUCUGUACUAUUUCCGAUUGGCCGCACGCUCCGAGCAUGGCCUUGGCGUCUUCACCUCCCAGAUCUCUGCACGGACCCUUCAGGCCAAACCAUCAUCCCCUCCUCAAAACGUAAAGUGCACCAGCCCCAGUUCCACCAGCAUUCUGGUAAGUUGGUGGCCACCGCCGCCAGAGAGUCAAAAUGGCGACCUGGCAAAGUACAGUAUCAGGUACCAAACGGUGCAGGGAGAGGACAAGCAGCUCCAUGAGGUGAACGACAUUCCACCAACGACCACCCAGAUGCGACUGGAGAGCUUGGCGAAAUGGACGGAGUACCGGGUGACGGUAGUCGCGCACACGAUGGUUGGACCAGGCCCGGAGAGCGCACCCAUAUUCAUUCGCACGGAUGAAGAUGUGCCCAGUGCUCCGCCUCGUAAAGUGGAGGUUGCAGCAUUAAACUCCACUGCUCUGAAGGUAAUUUGGCGCUCUCCUGUCCCGAACAAGCAACAUGGCCAGAUUCGAGGCUAUCAGGUGCACUACGUCGAAGUGGUGGAUGGAGAGGCCAGGGGACAGCCACUGAUAAAGGACGUCAUGCUGGCCGAUGCACAGGAGAUGAUCAUCUCUGGACUGCAGCCAGAAACAAUGUAUUCCAUCACCGUGGCAGCCUACACAACAAAGGGUGAUGGGGUACGCAGCAAGUCGAAGCUCGUGGUCACCAAAGGUUCAGUUCCUGACAGACCCACUCUGUCGGCCCGUCUGACUCAGGAGAACACGGCUGUGAUACAAUGGCAACCUCCCUCUGCAACAUUUGGUCAACUCCUGGGGUAUCAGUUUCAGUUUGGGCGUACAGAUGUCCAGCCCCUGUCAACGCUGGAAUUCUCUGACCACGAAUAUCAGUAUGUGGCCCACAGCAUGCACAAAGGUGCCACAUAUGUGUUUAGGCUGGCAGCCCGAAACAGUGCUGGCCUUGGGGAAGAAGCUGUCACACAGCUGACUCUACCUGAAGAUGUGCCCAGAGGCUACCCGCAGAUCCUUGACUUGGCGAAUAUCACCACCUCAUCUGUUCAGUUUGGCUGGCUGCCCCCUGCCUUGGCAGAAAGGAAUGGCGUCAUCAUAACGUACACUGUAUCGUGUAGACAGGCAGGUGCUCAGAGCAACCCCAUUGAAGUGUCCACCAGAUCCUCCCAGACUAGCCUCACAUUGAACAACCUUAAACCGGACACCAGAUAUGACAUUAAAAUCAGGGCACAAACCAGUAAAGGCCCUGGUCCUUACAGUCCCGCUGUUCAAUAUCGGACCAUGCCAUUGGAUCAAGCAGUUUUCCCUAAAAAUUUCCGAGUAAAGCUUGUAAUGAAAACCUCAGUGCUGCUUAGCUGGGAGAUUCCGGAACAUUACAACUCUCCAAUACCAUAUAAGAUCCAGUAUAAAAAUGGUCAGUCCGUUGUCGAGGUCGAUGGGCGAGCCACCAAGAAGCUGAUCACCAACCUGGAACCAGACAAGGAGUACUCCUUCGUGCUGACAAACCGCGGCAAUACAGUGGGUGGCCUGCAGCAAACAGUGUCGGCUCGCACAGCCCCUGCCAUCCUGGGCAGCAAACCUUAUCUCAUCAAGAAGGUGGAACCCGAUGGGACUCUGAUGGUCCGGAUGCCCGAGGUGGAGACGGUGACCCCAGUCAUAGCCUAUUACAUCAUCGUGGUCCCACUGAAAAAAUCUCAUGGCAAGUUUGUCAACACCUGGCACAGUCCUGACGAAAUGGAUCUGGAAGAGCUCCUUCAGGACCUCACCCUGCGCCGGCGCAGAAGCCUCCGGCCCCGGCGGCAACUAGGCCACUCCAAGCCCUAUAUAGCAGCCCGCUUUGAUGUUCUCCCACGAGAGUUCAUUCUUGGUGACCAGCGGUUUUAUGGUGGGUUCGAAAACAAGCCACUGGAGCAGGGUAACAAAUAUGUAUUCUUCGUCCUGGGUGUCCUGGACAUCCCAGAAGCGAAAAUGUUUGCUGCGAGUCCGUACUCCGACCCCAUCCUUUCAGCAGACCCCGACCCGCAGCCCAUUAUCGAUGGAGAAGAGGGUCUGAUCUGGGUUGUGGGCCCAGUGCUGGCAGUGGUCUUCAUCAUUUGCAUUGUAAUUGCCAUCCUACUGUACAAAAACAAGCCUGACAGAAAACGUAAGGAAAGUGAUCCCAGAACGAAGUGCCUUCUCAACAAUGCAGAGAUGCCUUCCCAUCACCCCACGGACCCAGUAGAAAUGAGGCGCAUCAAUUUCCAGACGCCAGAAUCUGUUGUCAGCAGCCCCCUCAGUGAACCCGAAUUUGCAAGCAUGAUGAGUCACCCGCCAAUCCCCAUUGCAGAGCUGGCUGAACAUACGGAGCAUCUGAAAGCAAAUGACAAUCUGAAGUUUUCACAGGAGUAUGAGUCAAUCGACCCUGGCCAGCAGUUCACAUGGGAGCACUCAAAUAUGGAGGUGAACAAACCCAAAAAUCGCUAUGCCAACGUGAUUGCGUAUGACCAUUCCAGAGUUAUAUUGGCACCAAUUGAGGGUAUCGCAGGCAGUGACUACAUUAAUGCAAACUACAUCGACGGCUACCGAAAGCAGAAUGCAUACAUCGCCACACAAGGACCCCUCCCAGAGACUUUCGGGGACUUCUGGAGAAUGGUUUGGGAGCAGAGGAGUGCAACCAUCGUCAUGAUGACAAAAUUAGAGGAAAAGUCCCGGGUGAAAUGUGACCAGUACUGGCCCGGCCGAGGAACAGAGACCUAUGGAAUGAUACAGGUGACUCUGCUGGACACCAUCGAGUUGGCCACCUUCUGUGUUCGAAAUUUCUGCCUUCACAAGAAUGGUUCCAGUGAGAAGAGAGAGGUUCGACAGUUUCAGUUCACAGCAUGGCCUGAUCACGGAGUCCCAGAGUAUCCGACUCCCUUCUUAGCAUUCCUAAGGAGAGUAAAGACCUGCAACCCUCCCGAUGCUGGACCAGUGGUGGUGCACUGCAGUGCUGGAGUUGGUCGAACUGGCUGUUUCAUCGUCAUUGAUGCUAUGCUUGAGAGAAUAAAACAUGAGAAGACAGUUGACAUUUAUGGCCAUGUGACACUGAUGAGGUCACAACGGAACUACAUGGUACAGACAGAGGAUCAGUACAUUUUUAUCCAUGAUGCAUUGCUGGAAGCAGUGGCUUGUGGGACCACAGAGGUGAUGGCCAGAAACUUGUUCUCUUACAUUCAGAAACUCACACAGGUUGAGGCAGGAGAGCAUGUCACGGGAAUGGAACUAGAGUUCAAGCGCCUGGCCAAUUCCAAAGCUCACACUUCCAGAUUCAUAAGUGCCAAUCUUCCAUGUAAUAAGUUCAAGAACCGCCUUGUCAACAUCAUGCCGUAUGAGACAACGAGAGUGUGCCUACAGCCAAUCCGUGGGGUGGAGGGCUCUGAUUACAUCAACGCUAGCUUUAUCGAUGGUUACAGACAACAGAAAGCGUACAUAGCUACACAAGGUCCUUUAGCAGAGACUACAGAGGACUUCUGGAGAAUGUUAUGGGAGAAUAACUCCACCAUUGUCGUCAUGCUCACUAAACUGAGAGAAAUGGGACGUGAGAAAUGUCACCAGUACUGGCCGGCUGAGCGGUCUGCCAGAUAUCAGUACUUUGUCGUGGACCCAAUGGCGGAGUACAAUAUGCCACAGUACAUCCUUCGUGAGUUCAAGGUCACAGAUGCGAGGGAUGGGCAGUCGAGGACUGUCCGGCAGUUCCAGUUUACAGACUGGCCAGAGCAAGGAGUGCCAAAAUCCGGAGAGGGUUUCAUUGACUUUAUAGGACAAGUGCAUAAAACCAAGGAACAGUUUGGCCAAGAUGGUCCCAUCUCAGUUCAUUGCAGUGCUGGAGUUGGGAGGACUGGAGUUUUCAUUACACUCAGCAUCGUCUUGGAAAGAAUGAGGUACGAAGGUGUUGUGGACAUCUUCCAGACUGUGAAGAUGCUCCGGACACAGCGGCCAGCCAUGGUACAGACAGAGGAUGAGUAUCAGUUCUGCUAUCAAGCGGCAUUGGAGUAUCUUGGGAGUUUUGAUCAUUAUGCAACGUAAAAAGCCAUUGAUCACCAAACUCUAACAGGCCACAAUGGACACAGAGCACCUCUUCUGAGCCAUAUAGCGUGCUUGAAAAGUACUUUAAUUCUAACCACCGCCAGGGGGAAGACAUUUCAGAUGGACCCUAAGGGAACUCAAUGUUGUAACCCAGAAGAGAAGAAGGACCCUGGUCUGUUGGGGGGGAGGGGAUAUCAUUUUAAUUAUCAGACAAGUCCUACUUACCUCAAGUGUUCAACUGUGGUGAAAUGGAUCUGGAUUUCCUCCUGUGUGGACUGUCUGAUGAAACAUUAAGGACAGACAAACAAAAAGUCAUUCAGAAAGUGGAUGAAGGGAAAACAUGAAACGAUGGGAUCCUGUCUUUGGUUACACCAUUAGAGUUCUGCUUGCUUAAAAUCCCUUUUACUAAUCAAAGCUAUGGAACAGCAUUGAAGGGAAUCGCUCACAAAAUCACAUUUACUGCAGGUGUCCUUUCCUACUGGUUUUGGCUACUGUGUGGUCAUUAAAGGUAGCGGGUUUUUUUCUACCCUUCGGCAGUCCUCAUUGGGCCAUGCUUCAUCUAUGCAUGUUCUGCAUCUGUGCCUUCUCCCCCUACACCAGAUCCCACUGUGAAUCUACUUUCAGUCCCUCCAUGAAUGUUUCCUGUUUUUACCAUUAUUUUAAUGCUGCAAUUGUGAAGGAACUACACAUAGGUGAGCUAUUGCAGCUGUCAAUGUUGGAUGGAUAUGGGCUCAUUUUAAGGGAGGUAGGUACAUUACUGACCUUUUCCAUUGAAAACCUGAGACGAGUAUAAAAACAUCGCCUCAGCUGGUGGCAAUAGCAAGCCAUGCAAGAGACAUGAGGAUAUUUAUCCACGAAAUAAUGAUCUGACAGUUUCAGUUGGGUCAAUGACCUGAAAUGGAGCUGAAGCAUGAGAAAGUCAAUAGUAGUGCAACCACACAACUCCUCCUGUUUGAUCAAAGGAGAGGGAGUGGCAAAAGGCUCUUGCUUGGCUCUUUGAGUAAGGGAUCGUGCAUGUAGGAGACAGUCUAAAAUAUUACACAAGGAAGGAAAAGAAUAAAUUAGAAAGAAAUGCCGCAUUUACGCAUUUCAGCCUGAAGCACCAAAGCAUCUCUUGAUCAUAAAUGCAAACCUAGUUUUGCAUCCAUCUAAAUUAACAAGCUGAAGGGGAGAAUGAGUUAUAUCCAUGGAAGCACCCAUAUUUAGAUCAUAACAACAUAAAAGUGAUGAAUGUGAUGGCUGGACAAAACAUGAUUAUGCUCCUCCUUUGUUCUCCGGAACAUUGCUUGUAUAAUUUUGAGGGCUGCUGAAGAGAUUUAAUGAUACAAAGCCCUUGAGACAACCAAUCUAUUCUCAUUCAGAUCUUCAAGUUAAAAAUUCAGGUUUUGGGAAUUCAUGGCUAGUCCUCCUUCUGCUAGGGAUGUUGCCAGCAAACUGUGAAGUGGAAAAGUCCCUCAGAUAAUGGUGUCAUCUGUUCACCUCCCUGUCUAAUCAUAAAAUGCAUCAAUCCUGUUAAUUGUACUAAUUUGGAAAAAAAAAAGUGGACAAGAAGAAAUGGCACCUUCUUGUUGGCCUGAAGGAAAUUAAAUUACUGAAUAAUAUAAAUUUUAAAGAAAUAUAAUUAUUUUGUGACACUUUUGAAAAGAUCAUCUCAUUUAUUAAUGUCCCUGGUGAUGCUCUGCACCCCUACCAACAAUCCACAUCCUUAACUGCUAUAAUGAGUUAUUGGACAUCACAACUUCCAUAAAUAGCUGGCAUUAUAAUCACUUAUUUGGUUACCCCAGCCUCGUCAGUAUCUUUCAAAGGAUUGUUUUGAGUGUGUGGCUUAGCAAACCAGGUGAUCCAACAUACACACUUCAUGAUGCUGAGGCAGUGGUUGGAAUUUUGGGUGUUUUUGGUGACAUCAAAGCCAACAAAAGGACAGGUUUUCUGUGACCAUGACAUUAAACAGAGUAGGACCUUUUUAUAAAUGUGCAGUUGUAUUUAUCCUUCAGUGGAUAGAGUUUUACUAUUUCCCCUCUUCAAAAAAAAGGCAAUUUUGGGUGACUGAUCCUGCAAAGACAUUUUAAGUUUUUGAAAUAGCAAGAUUUUAAUUUGCUGGAAGCAGCCAAAUUAAAUGAGCCCCCAUUAAAGCAGCCGUAUCAAAUGGCCACUUUCAGGGAAAUUCAUAUAAAGAAUCACCAUCAGCAGGAAUUUGUGGUUUGCAAACUGUUCAGCAAUGAAUGGCACAUUGAGCAAAAAGCGAAGUGCACCGCAAAUUUAUUCUCUUUAAAGCUCAUAUCAGAGUUUCAAUUCUCCAAAGUUAUACAAUAUUUUUCCAUUGGGUUUGAUAUCCAUCUUAUGACAUGUGGUUUGCUGACUUACCAAACAGUUGCCACUUUUGAUCUUUAACCCUAGCUACCUACCUUCCUAAUUGGCAGAGGUCAAUGGUAGUUGGCAGUCAGCAACUCAUGCUUCAUUUAUCUCUAUCUUUGUGAGGGAACAUUACAAUAGACAGCCAGUCUAGGUGUUUCUUUCGGGGUACAAUGAUUAAUCUUGAGUGUUAUUUUCUUAAACCUCACUUUGCAUAAAUACCAGAAAUGAGUCCAAAUCUCAGAUGUAGUUCAGUUUCUACCAUGAUUCCUACUUUUUUAUAAGGUAAGCUUUUUAAUUAUCUUUUUAUAAAGUUAAUAUAUCUGUCCUGUAGUGGAGAGCUCCUUUGAAGUUUCAGUAAUGUCAUUGACCAUUGUUCUGUCCAUCAAAAUAGCCACCAAUAGGCUCUUAACUGAAGAGUCUAAAAGGCCCUUUCACAACACCCCUCCCCACAGUCCCACCACCCAACCUUAGUAUAAAAUGUCUAAAAAUGGAUUGCAUUGCAAAAGAUCUUUUUCACCACUUGGCCUUGGGCCUGCAAGCAGGAAGCCCAUAUUUAUAGAGUGGCACAGCUUCAAAGAAAUGCAUAAACAACAUCCAGAAGAGAAAAAAAAUCUAAACCUUAAUGACUUGAUCAGGUGAGAAGACCGUUGAGGCAAAGCAGAAAAGGUUGAAUUUGUGAGCGGUUUUCGUGAAAAUCCUUUGUGUUUUGUAACAUACAACAAACAUAAUCUUUUUUUUAAUUGUGUAUUCGUUCCUUUUUUAACAAAAAAAUUAUCAGUCAAAUUAAAAGAAACAAAAAAACAUUUAAAAUACAUUUAUUUGUUCAUAUUAUGUUUAAAGACGGUCUAUUUUUUCACUGUAGAAAUGUUUGUGACUGGCUAUAUAUCAUUGGAUUCUGAAUGUUAAAAGAGCUUUCUUUGUACCAUUUUAAGGAUGUGCUUCAUUUAUCAAGAUUGCUUUCCUCCUUUAUUUUGCCCCAAAAUGGAACUCUGAUAUGUUGGGAUAAACAGAAAUUAGCCUGGGGCUCCAGAUUGCUACCCUGGGUUUAUUCCGACAUGUUCCUUGUCAACGUCUGUGAUGAAUUUACUCAAUAACUCGUGGAAGUUGCCAGACUUAACCAGUAUGACAGCCAAAUAAAUGGGAUGUUGAAAAACAAAGGAACUGUCAUUUGUUUGAGGGCCAAGUGAUUAUUGCUUUUGAACAACUGUUACUUAUAACUGAAAAUAUAAUUGGUUAUAAAAAAACCACUGUGUAUGUAGAUAUGUUGACUUUGUAUUAAAGGAAGAUUGUCUGGA
Molecule: messenger RNA, 9755 nt
Organism: Carcharodon carcharias (great white shark)
Lineage: Eukaryota; Metazoa; Chordata; Chondrichthyes; Lamniformes; Lamnidae
Product: receptor-type tyrosine-protein phosphatase delta-like
Exons: 37
Coding region: 322-6105 (1927 amino acids)
Biological process (GO): protein dephosphorylation
Molecular function (GO): protein binding; protein tyrosine phosphatase activity
Source: RefSeq, a predicted model, not a curated record